Suricata suricatta (meerkat) is the source of this 2254-nucleotide messenger RNA. Its product is annotated as MICAL-like protein 1. The coding region runs from base 1 to 1809 and encodes 602 amino acids. NCBI's taxonomy places the organism in Eukaryota, Metazoa, Chordata, Mammalia, Carnivora, Herpestidae. The record is from RefSeq and is a predicted model, not a curated record. The transcript is spliced from 9 exons.
AUGGAGCAGGCAGCCACACCUGGGGGCCUAGGGCUCCCUUGUAGCCCCAAGCAGGCUUUGGCCCUGUACCAGCACCUCUUCAGAUGCCCUGCGGACCUGGGCCAGCUCCAGGCUGCCCUGCAGCAGGUUCAAGAGAGCUGGGCCUGUCCCUUGGGACUGGAGCUGCCCGCUGUGUUGCUGGAGAUGGAGCGGAACCGGAGGGCCCAGGAACAGCUCCUGUGGGACUUGGAGCUGCUGGCUGGGGCAGGGCUGGGCCUCCUCUGGCCCCCCCGGGCCCGGUUCCACAGGCUGAGGGACCAGGCCCAGUGUGCAUGGAGCCAGCACGGCAAGCCCCAGGGUAGGAGGGGUAAGCGCCCUGAGCAGCUGACCAAUUGGAAUGUCUGGGAGGGGCUGGAACAGGACAGAGUUCCCGACAUUGGUCUUUCUCUCUCAGGUUGCCUGCGAGAACUGAACCCCACCACCAGCAGUAGCUUUGGGGACCGAGGAAGUUCUGAGUUGGAGAGCCUGGCCCAGAGGGGAGAGAGGAGACCCGCAGGACCCACAACCCAGAGGCCCUGUGGACUGCCAUCCACGAAGGCAUGCCGAAGAAAGCUCACUCAGGGAGCCCCAAGGCUCCCAGGCCUGCCCUCCCAGGGCCUUCCAAAACCCCAAGUUCCCCUGGAGGGGCUGGGCUGGAGCCUGGACCCAGAGAGAGCAGAACUUCAGAAACUGCUGGGAAUUGAGAUUCCUCUGAGGCAGAGAGAGGGGGACCCCCAGGAGCAGAAAGAAAGCCCCCAGGGUCAGAAAGGGGGAGCCCCCCAGGGGGAGAACAAAGAAGUUCCUGAGAGACCCAAAGAGAAGACACAACAGGGUCAGAGUGGGGAGGCCCCUGGGGCUCUGAGGGAGGAGGUCUCUGAGUAUCCCAGGUGUGAGGAUUCCCAGAGUGAGAGGACAGAGUCUCCUCAAGGUCAGAGAGGAAAUGGCCCUCAGUGCCAGAGAGAGAAGGCUCUCCAGGAGUCAAGUGUGGGGACUGCACCUCAGGGCCCGGAAGUGAAGACCCUUCGAACUUCCCCAGCCCCGAACUGGGAGGUGGCUGAGGGAGAGGUGCCUACACAGCCCCCGGAGGAAGGCGGCGCCCUGGGAACGUAUAGGGAUUUCUGCGGGUCCCUGGGAGAACAGAUGCCAAAGCCCAGGAGUAGGGAGAGCCCUGGCUCCGGGGAAAGGACCAGCCAGCGGCGGGAGUCGGCACUGGGUGCGGGAGAGCAGAGCGCCGCCGGCGAGCGGGUUCGGACUCCCCUUCCACCCCCUUGGCCCCCGACCCCGCCGCUUCUCCCAAGCCCAGGGGCCGAGACGCCAUCGGCCCCAAGCACUGGGGGCUCGGGGCAGCAGGAGCGCCCCGCAGCUCCCCCCGAACCCCCAGGGCUGCUGCGCGACCCGCACGGGCUUCAGGAGCCGGAAGCAAGCCCCGGCUCGGCGGAGCCGAUGCUGGACGCUGUCGGGGAGCCGAGGGGCAACGCGGAGGAUCGCGAGCAGCGGCGGCUCCGGGUCUUGGAAUGCCUCCGCAUCGCCACGAACCGCCACUGCCGGGUGCACCCUCUGGGGCCCCCACCCAAUCCAGCUCAGCUCCCGCCACAGGAGGACGCGGCGGGGCGGCGGCAGGCCCUGCGGCAGCAGCUGCAACAAGUACACCAGGAGAGGACCUGGAGGCUGCGUGCCCUCGGAGCCAGGAACACCCAGAACUUCCAGCAGCUACUGUGGCCUCCUCGCUCUGAGGUCCCUUUGCCAGGAGAGGAAUCCUCGCCCUUCCCAGCCCCCUCUAGUCAUUGCUGAAUCCUCAAAGGGAUGAUUAAAGAGAUGGCGAUGAAAGAAAAACCAAGUGCAGGUUAGAGGUAGUUCCAAGAAAGGCCCAGAACGCUGUCUUGGGGCCUGGGAGGGCCAGAAACACACACACAGCAGUUCAGUCCCACCAGGAGGCAGUGUUAUUUCUUCUUCCCUCCGGAACUCCACUGCCAGGCCAAGGUCAGAGAGCCAGAUCUCGGGGGUCAAGCAGUGCGAAGGCCCCAUUCUUUCGGAAGAACGAUUCCACACGGCACGUCUUACAGGAGACCAAUUCCUGCUUCACCGGGGGGCCUGGGAAAAGAUGUCAGAGGCCAGGAAUGGGUCCUGGGAAAGGGAACUUGGCCGGAGCAUGGGAUCCCUGCCUUGGGAGCCCUAGGAAUCUGCCUGUAUUGUAUCUACUUUGUAUCCUUUAUGAAGGAAUAAAAAGUGCAUCUGA